Prunus mume (Japanese apricot) is the source of this 982-nucleotide messenger RNA. Its product is annotated as protein PLANT CADMIUM RESISTANCE 2-like. NCBI's taxonomy places the organism in Eukaryota, Viridiplantae, Streptophyta, Magnoliopsida, Rosales, Rosaceae. The record is from RefSeq and is a predicted model, not a curated record.
UUCAUUGUUUAACAUUCGUCAAUAAUUAAUUGCUGGCUUUUUCAAAGUCUAGCCGGCCUUCAUAUCUAUUUCUCAAUUAGGAGAACAUUAUUGUAGGUCAUCCUCAUCAUCAUCAUGUACUCAUCAUCAAACCCAAAUGGUUACAACAAGUACGCAUCAGAGCAGCUGCAUCAUCAGGGUGGGCCGCCCACGGGGAUCCCAGUGAGCUCGAGCACGGAGCCCUAUUUUAGCACCAGUCAGGAUCAAGACACCGACAGCCACAGCCACCCUUACAGCCACAGCCAAGUCCCUCCUCAUCUCCGCCCUAGAGCUCCCGUGCCUUGGUCCUCUGGCCUCUGUGACUGCUUCUCCGAUCCCAAAAACUGUUGCAUAACAUGUUGGUGUCCAUGCAUCACUUUUGGCCAAAUUGCAGAGAUUGUGGACAAGGGUUCUACGUCAUGUGGUGCAAGUGGAGCGUUGUACACGCUGAUAUCGUGCGUGACAGGUUGCCCUUGCUUCUACUCAUGCUUCUAUCGAUCCAAAAUGAGACAGCAAUACGCCUUGGAGGAGAGCCCUUGUAACGACUGCUUGCUUCACUGCUUCUGCGAGUUCUGCGCCCUCUGCCAAGAGUAUCGCCACCUCCAAUCUCGCGGUUUCGACAUGGCCAUCGGAUGGCAUGGAAAUAUCGAGGAAAGGAACCGGGAAGUGGCAAUGACCCCUGUGCCUCCGGUGGUGGAGCAAGGCAUGAGUCGCGAUAAAUGAAACUUCCUAAAGCAUGAUUUAAGCCAGAAAAGAAGAAAAAACGCGAGCCUUUAUUUAUUUUUUCUUUCAUAUAUAUAUAUAUAUAAUAUAUAUGUGUAUAUAUAUUCAUUAAAUUAAUGUUUAUUCCGAGUUCAAUGUCAUGAUUUUAUAUAUAAUAAAAGAUGCAUGAAAUGUUGAAUGUUUGAUGUAAUUUUCUGUCGUGUAAACAAACAUAAAUAAAUAGAUUUGGAGUUCAAUAUCA